Molecule: messenger RNA, 5546 nt
Organism: Hippoglossus stenolepis (Pacific halibut)
Lineage: Eukaryota; Metazoa; Chordata; Actinopteri; Pleuronectiformes; Pleuronectidae
Gene: usp42
Product: ubiquitin specific peptidase 42
Exons: 18
Coding region: 834-4445 (1203 amino acids)
Biological process (GO): protein deubiquitination; regulation of apoptotic process
Cellular component (GO): nucleus; cytosol
Molecular function (GO): cysteine-type endopeptidase activity; cysteine-type deubiquitinase activity
Source: RefSeq, a predicted model, not a curated record
UCACCCCUACUUUCAUACUUUACAAGAGGAAAUGUUAUGGGCACCCAGUAAUCUUUCUUUUUCUCAGCAGAGAUACAUGAUCUGUGCUUUCAGGACAAUCGGGUUGUCUGGUUUUAGCAAGGAAAUUAUCUGAGGCCACCUGCUAUAAUAUAACGCACAUAUUGUGGCAAAGACACUGGAAGUAGGGCAGAAAAUAUCUGACAAAACAAUAAUAAUGAUCUGUUAUUGUUUAGAAUGACAUUCAGAGUAGCACAGGAGUAGAACUUGACAUUUUCUUGUAAAUGUAAAUGUUUUUCUUUAAUAUUUAAUUUCAGAAUAUUCAGUGUAUUUUCUCUGUAACAUUUCUGAUGUAGAAUAACGAUAGGAGUAAACUAACAGGAUUUUAAUGGUUGGAAUAGUAGGUUAGAUAUUUCUUUUAUUCCCCUAAAGCCAAGGCACUAAGCCCGUUGUUGCGGGAAAUGUCCUAAAACUGGUAUAAAAUGUGGUCGGUUGUUCAAAUAAUGCAAAGAUGAAUGAUACUGCUGCAGCAAUGUGUUCAUCGGGAUGUUUCUGGACAGACUCUGUAUCGUGGCUUCAUAUACAGAGUAGGAUUGUGGGCUGAACAUCAUGUACAACUGUCGGAGGUGUGUACAUGCGACGGAUCUUCCCGAAACACGUUCCUCGCCGAGAAAUCACCGAAGCAGCCAAUCACACGCCUUGUUUCAUCCCGUGUGCCCGGAUGUACCCGUGGGGCAAUAAGCUACGUCAUUGUUCACCGCCGGACACCCGCUGGAAAUGAGGAAUGGAUUUACAGGCGCUAUUAACGUGUUCGUAACAGAUUCCAGCAAUGAACAAUGACCAUAGUUGACAGAUCUUCAGAAAAGUCUGACCACGAGUCAGUCGGGUGUAACCGAUCUCCCUUCACCAGUGGAGACGCGGGGAUGGACGGCAGCUGUUCCAGCAGCUGGGCGGUGGGUCCCACCAUGCCGAGUGACUCUCCUCGGCUGAAGGCUCCAGGAGGCUGCCUGGGCCCGACACCUGGAGCUGCCGUCUACAACAGUACUCUCUCAUCUGUGGACCGGCCCAAGGAGCAAGUGAUCAGCAAUGGUGACGGCAUUGAGUUGCCGCAGAAGGUCCUCUUCCCUCCAGACCGCCUCAUCCUGAAGUGGACCCAGGUUCACCGUAUCGGUGCCGGCCUGCAGAACAUGGGGAACACAUGCUUCCUCAACUCAGCGCUGCAGUGUCUCACCUACACGUCUCCAUUUGCUAACUACUUGCUGACACGCGAGCACUCUAAAACAUGUCACGAGCCGGGGUUCUGUAUGAUGUGUACCAUGCAAAACCACAUCAUUCAGGUCUUUGCCAACUCUGGGAAUGUCAUCAAGCCCAUUGGUGUGCUCAAUGAGCUCAAAAGGAUCGCAAAGCACUUCCGCUAUGGAAGCCAAGAGGAUGCCCAUGAAUUCCUGCGGUACACAGUGGAUGCUAUGCAAAAGUCCUGCUUACCUGGAACCAAAUUGGACAGGCAGACACAGGCAACCUCUUUCAUCCAUCAAGUAUUUGGCGGGUACCUAAGGUCCAGAGUUAAAUGUUUAAACUGCAAAGCAGUCUCAGAUACAUUUGACCCCUUUCUAGAUAUCACUCUGGAAAUUAAGACGGCUUCAAGCGUCUCAAAGGCUCUGGAGCAGUUUGUUAAGCCGGAGCAGCUGGAUGGAGAAAACGCCUACAAAUGCACCAAGUGCAAAAAAAUGGUCACAGCCUCGAAGAGAUUUAGCAUCCACCGCAACGCCACCGUGCUCACCCUCUCACUCAAACGCUUUGCAAACUUCAGUGGAGGCAAAAUUACAAAGGAUGUAAAAUAUCCAGAGUACCUGGACCUGCGGUCGUUCAUGUCUCAGACUCAAGGAGAGUCCCAACUCUACGGCCUGUACGCUGUGCUGGUCCACUCUGGAUUCAGCUGUCACGCUGGACACUACUUCUGCUAUAUUAAGGCGAGCAAUGGUCAGUGGUAUCAGAUGAACGACUCCUCUGUGUCCGUCAGCGACAUCAGGACUGUUCUCAACCAGCAGGCCUAUGUCCUUUUCUACAUAAAGUCCAGUGAUGGGAAAAAAACAGUGGACUACAGUCACAUGAACCACAACCCUGGAAUCCCUGGUCAGUCGUCACCACGUCCGGUGGUGAUACCACGCAUCAACACCACCGUCCAUCAAAACAACAUUGGCUUUAUAGGUCCCCAGCUGCCCCCACACAUGACCAAGAGCACUCUCUAUGUCAAUGGGAAUGGAUCGCUGAGGGACUAUCCCACAAGCUCCAAGCCCAGCACCAGCAGUAGUGCUGUAGGAAAACCUAACCACGGACUGGCCUCUUCCUCCUCCUCCAUCUCCCACUCAAUCAGCCGGCCCACAAUGAUCCCAGACCAUGACAAACGUCAGAAGCUUUCAUUUUUCAUUGGACAAAGCAAGCAGAACCGCCCAUCCUCCUCCUCCUCCUCAUCCUCUUGCAGCCAGCCUUCCUCUGCCAGCGGCUCCUCCUCCAGCUCUCUAUCCUCCUCACAGUCUACCUCAGACGUCCACUCAGACGUUCGGUUCAUUCCACGUCAGCUUCACCACGUUAACGGCAUGUCUUGCAGUAACGGCGAUCACCACACUGGAGGUAAUGGAGCAUCAUUCCUGGUGCCGUACGGCCAAGAGUCUUCUGAGGAAUCAGACCAGGAGAACUGUGGCGCUCUGGAGAAUGGCUGCUUAGCUAAGUCUCACCUCAACGGUAACAACAGAACAGGAGGCGUCUUUGAGAAAUCUCCUCAAGCCACAAACAGAGAGUCAGAAGUGCACCAUAAUGGUAACGGAUUAUUGUAUGGCGUCUCUAAAUCAGGCCAAAAUGGACACCAUUAUGGACAACACAAAAUGAAUGGACACUACACCUCUGACAAGAUCUGUGGCAGUGAUCAUGGAUCUUUGUCCUCGGGGGCUACCAUUGCUGCUAAUGGUGUAGAUGGUGACCAUAGUCCAACAAGCAAAGAGGCGUAUAAUUCAGCCUCGUCAUCACAGACCUGUUCUUCUCGGAGCAUCCAUCCUGCUGCCAGUGAAAGCCAGCACCUCUCCCCUCCUCACAAAAGGGCUAAAAGUGUGUCUGAACCCCUGCCUCAGCAUACAGCACCCUCCACUGUUAGCAUUCCACCUUCAGCUACUGCUACAAAGACCCAUUCUGUUGCAUCUGGAGAAUCUGCUUCCUCCUCAGCACAUCAUGGCAACCCCGCGGCCUUAUCCUCCCCGGCAGACCGCUCCGAGAGCACCACUGGGGCAUCUGCUGCUCCACAGAAGGUUAGCGUAAGUGGGGAUGAAUCCAAGAAUCUACCACAGAAAAACGGGCCGUCAGCAGGGAUGGAAGGAAGAACGGACGCCAAGGAGCAGCAACAGUCCAAGCCCAGUUCUAGUGGCAGCGAUGGACAAUAUUCCAGAGACAGAGACAGGCUGCACUCUGACUGGAGCAGAGAGAGACACUACAGGGACCGGAGUGAAGAGCGGGAGAGUGACGGUGAUCGGCAUCGGCACAGACGGGACCACCGAGAACACCGCCACAAUCAUCGCUUGCACAGUGAUCAUUUGUCUCCUCAUGAUCGACAUUACAGAGACUGGGACUCUGAGCGUCGCUAUGAGCGGACUGUCCACCACCCCAGGGAGCGCAAUCGCGACAGGUCCUCUCACCAUUACCACCGUCAUCGAUCCAGAGAGGAUUGGGACUGUGAGCGGAGGGGGAACGGUCACUCCCACCGCGAGGAGUCUCGCAGUCGCUCGAGGUGGCAGCAGGAGAGUCGAGAAUCCCGGGUAACGAAGGAAAAGAGCAACGGCAGGGAGAGGAACUCUUACCCUUCAAAAGAGGAGACUUCCUUUCCUGCCACAGUGUCAGAAACAUCGGCAAAGUACAAAGGCUCGCCGCCUCUGCCUCCUCUCUCCAUGUCGAGAUCAGCUCCAAACACAGACGAUCAAAAUCACAAGAGGACUGCUGAUAAUCUGAGCAAGGAGAGAGACGAAAGCCCUGAGGCCCGUCACUCUAAAAAACACAAAAAGAGCAAGAAGAAAAAGAAGUCAAAGGACAAAGACAGACACAGAGAGAGCGGAAGCUCUGACGUGGAUUCAGACAGAAUUGCUGAAAUAAAAAAGAAGAAGAAGAAAAACAGGCGGCAGCGGGAUGGCGAGGCCAAGCAGCAGAGCCCAGGCGCCGCACCGAGACACAAGAACAGAAGCAGCGAGGAACGGGAAAGCUGCAAGCGGAGUUACUAUGACACCAAGGACGCUACACACAACUAUGGUUUUUUACCAGAAAAACGCCGGCGCAUAGACUACGCUGAUCCUCGCAUUGACCAUCUACCCCCCCCUCAGCCCAUUUCAGCCACCAAUGGUUCAACUCACCGCCAUCUCAAUGGACACACAGGAAACGGUUACAGUCGAACCAAUGGCAACUCCCACUGAUUCUCCAGUGGCCUGAAACACUGACUCUGCGCAUCAACACCAUUUUAACAGCAGAGGAAUGAAAUCAACAACCUUUUGACAUGGUGCUUCUUCUUCGUUGGGAAUAAAUUGUAUUUUUACCAAAAGUUAAGUGUUUUAAAAUAUUCCGAAAAUCUUUUUUUAAGGCAUUAAUUAUUUGCCGUAAUUCUCUUUAACUAUGGGUAAAAAAAAUAACGCUCACCUUGUUGAACAUGUAUGAUGAAAAAUAUUAAUAUAUACUCGUAUGAACACAAACAAAGCCUGGAGCUUAAAACAUCUCAACUGCUGCUCAGUGGAACUCAGGACUCGAAAAACUUGUUAAACAUCCCAUUACGGAUUAUCCACCCGCUUCGAAUAAGAAUGAAACAAAAGGGAAGAUGUCACUAUAUCUACAGAGCUUCUGAGUUUUUACAUCCAUCCCACUGGGAGCGGACGAACUGCAGGAGGGAGAUUUUCACGAACGAGGCGGCCGAGCGCAGUGGUGGGAACAAGGCUUCGCUGACUGAUGCCUCCACUUUAACCCUGGACAGACUUGAGGACAUUUCCCUGCUUACGUUUUUCUCCUUUUUUUAUUUUCCCGUUUCCAUUUUUGCUCUGAAGCCUAAGAUUCACUCUGUAAUUUUUAAACUUUUUUCACAAGAUGAGGAGUUUUGUCUCGCCUACAUCACAACUCUCUCACUCGCUCUUUUUUUAAAUGUUCAGAAAGAAAGCAUCAAACAUUUAUCAUCGCUGUGGACCAUUUGUGUUUGCUUUUUAAUGAAAACUACAGUUUGUGUCUUCUCGCGUCAUAAAAGAAUACUGUGAAUUUAAUUUUGAACUGUACUAUCAGUUAUUUUAUAUGUACAAAAAGAUCCUGUAUCAGGAUUAGCAGUAGAUGUUUUGUUGUUUUGCUUUUGUUUUUAGAACACUUGUUAAUUUUGACCAUGUUCUUUGGAGUAUGGAUUGAUUUCUCUUUUUUUUUUUUCGUUUUGUUAUGUUGUGUUUUUCAACUUUAGACAGACGUUGGAAAAACUGCUGUUAUACCUUUUUAGUUUUAGCAUGUCAGAAUUUAUACAUUGUAUAAGGUAAAAGCCUUAAAAUACA